This is a messenger RNA of Danio aesculapii, 2764 nucleotides long. It is a transcript of the gene pkmyt1, whose product is annotated as protein kinase, membrane associated tyrosine/threonine 1. Bases 647 to 2317 code for a protein of 556 amino acids. Gene Ontology annotation, biological process: protein phosphorylation. The transcript is spliced from 8 exons. Gene Ontology annotation, molecular function: ATP binding; protein kinase activity. The record is from RefSeq and is a predicted model, not a curated record. Lineage: Eukaryota; Metazoa; Chordata; Actinopteri; Cypriniformes; Danionidae.
CUUCUACGGUGUGUGCUGGGUUCUUGAGCUGAGGGUGGUCAUCCCACACCAUCUCUCUCCAUAAUGACAAAACAAUAAAGAGAAUCCUCACAGCUUGUGGACAGAACUGAUUGCCGAAGUGAAAUUUGGAAUUAUUUUGUGUUGCUGACAGUCAUGGCAAGCCCACGAACAUCACAAAGACUGUAUACCGUGACAGCCCGUGUGCAAAACCCAUCCAACUGUGCCGUGCUUGAAACUUGGAGGAAGAAUGUAAAAUAAACUUAGUGUCUGUGUGUAUGGAUGGAGUAUCAGUCACAUCCCCAAACUUUACCUGAGUCGAGUGCGGUGACAGCGGGCCUAACGACGGAGGAUUGCGCUGCGGAGCUAUAAGCAAAAAUUAUCCUCGAGAAUGAUUGGAAAAAAUAUAUAGGAUAAAAGCACAGUAGAGGGCAGUAAUGCAACAAAAAGUACGCCAGCUGCCCUAAAACACCAAAGAAGAAGAAGUAGACUACGAAGAAGAAGAAGACAUAGAUGAUUGUUUUAAAUAGUUUGAAAGUUAUAAGUUGAUGUGGAGAAUCUGCAUGUGAAGCCAGCUUUUACGGUUUCCUAAUUCAAAACAAGUUCGUUGAUGCUCUAGUACUUCAGAAGAUUUAAUUGUGCAUUUCCUAUGUCGACAUUCCAUCAAACACCUGUGGUUAGCAGCACCCCUCUCCCUCUGCCUACCCACUUCUCUCAUGCUCAGCAUUCUUUUACUGUUAAGAAAAGGAAACCUCCCUUUUCUUUCUCAUCAUAUUCCUCUCAGUCUCCUUCCCCACCAUUAUAUCAUAGUUUACCACCACGGCCUCCAUCUAAAGGAUGCACCCCACUCAGUCGAGUGUUCCCUCAUCGCUCCAUUCAGUGGACACCGCUGUCACGCUCGCUUAUAGAAUCACCCCCUCCUCUCUCUGUGUAUGACCCUUCUCAACCGCAGUCCUUUUUCAGCCAGUGCUUUACCAACCUGGGCUUGAUUGGACGUGGUUCCUUUGGAGAGGUUUUUAAGGUGGUGAGUCUUAUAGACAAUUGUCAGUAUGCUGUGAAGCGUUCUGUUCAUCGUUUUCGUAGUGAGGUUGAACGAGCAAAGAGCAUCUCAGAGGCUUGGAAUCAUGAGGAACUACACCCACACCCAUACAUUCUGGGUUUUAUUGCGGCUUGGGAGGAGGCUGGCCAUCUCUACAUACAGACUGAACUCUGUUGUACCAGUCUACUGCUAUAUGCUGAGGAAACACCAUGUCACACUGGUGAGAUGAGAGCUUGGACAUACCUGUGCGAUAUGCUGUCAGCACUAAUUCACUUACAUGACUGUGGGUUUGCUCAUCUGGACAUUAAACCCGCAAACUUUUUCAUCACAAAGUCUGGACGGCUCAAACUGGGAGACUUUGGCUUGUUGAUCAAGCUUUCUGCAAAUGUUCAAAAACAAGUAACAGAGGGAAAGAGAGAAAUGAAAAGAGAGAGAGAUGAUUUACAGGAAGGAGACCCAAGAUAUAUGGCCCCCGAGCUAUUGAGAGGAGACUAUGGGACAGCUGCGGACAUCUUUAGUUUGGGUAUUUCUAUCCUGGAGUUGGCCUGUAACAUUGAGGUCCCUAAAGGAGGAGAUGACUGGCAGCUGCUCCGAAACGGGCACUUACCAGAAGAAUUCACUAAUGUGCUUUCUGAAGACAUGCUGUAUAUACUACGACUUAUGCUAACUCCAGAACCCUUCAACAGAGCCACUGCACAGCAGCUGGUCUCUCUGCCCUUUGUACGCAAACACAAGUGGAAACGGCAUCUUUACCUUUGCAUCAUUGAGAGCUUCCUGACCUUAUUCCAGUGGAGUCAGUCCUUUUUUUAUGGUAGUUGGAGUUUUAUAUCCUCUCUCAGGCUGCUGUUUGAGACCCCUGUCUCUGAGUCGUCCUUAUCAACCAGUACUCCUCCAAGAGAGAGAUGGGAGAGAGAUGCAGACAUAAGCAACAUUCACUCAUAUUCAGAAAGCCCCAUUCAUCACUGUGUGUUCCCUCCAGAUGUCUAUGAACACUCACCAACCUACACCCACAGAGUCCAGGCAAGGCUAUCUUCUGGGAGUACCUCUACUCUACUUCCUGAAUCAGACAUUGAUGUCAUAGAUGCAUCAUCACACAACCAGUGCAUACCCUCUCCCUCCAGAAUCCAUUACAGCAGCAGCAGCUUGAUUCAUAACAGACUCACAGGCACAAUGUGUAGCCAUGAAAGAAACAGGAUUUCCACUGAACUGUCUAAAAGAAACUUUGAGCCAAAGAACUUGCUCAGUCUCUUUGACGAGACCACCCAAGAUGGUGAUCACUGAGGUUUCAUUGAAUGCAAUGCUUUUAUCAGUUAUAUGAUUUAUGUAUUAUUUCACAUUUGAUUACUAUCUUAGUUGCUGAUAGAAAACCAUUUCAAUUCAAUGUAGAUGUUUAAACCUGGUUUGAUUAUUGUUUUGUAAGUGUUGCUUUUGGUUGGUGUAAGUUUGCCAAUACCUUCAAAGAUCUAAGAUAUAAAUCAUUAAGAGAGAAUAUAUAUUGUUUAUGUCAUUGUCACCCCCCAGAGACCACAUCACAUUAUUGACAGUAACACAACUAGUGACAGUUCAAGUGAAAACUGCUGAAUGACUUUUGUAAUUAAAAAAAGAUCGAACAUGACAAACUGCAAAAGCCUGUAAAAGAAAUAAAAGUUUGGAAAGUUGUCUUUUAUUAAACUGUUGGUUGUUUCAGUGGAAAUCAUUUGCUUUCCAUUAAAAUGCAUGGGAUCAUUA